Molecule: messenger RNA, 1580 nt
Organism: Varanus komodoensis (Komodo dragon)
Lineage: Eukaryota; Metazoa; Chordata; Lepidosauria; Squamata; Varanidae
Gene: ZNRF1
Product: zinc and ring finger 1
Exons: 5
Source: RefSeq, a predicted model, not a curated record
GCGGCCGCCGCCCCCGGCCCCGCGCCGGCGGCGGCGGGCGAUGCGGAGCGGGGCCCCGGCAGCGGCGGCGGGCCGGGCGCGGACUCCUCCCCCUUCGCCCAUGGCAACGGUUACCAGGAGACGGGAGGCGGUCACCCGAGAGACGGGAUGCUCUACCUGGGCUCCAGGGCAUCGCUGGCCGACGCGCUGCCUCUCCCCCUCGGCCCCCGCUGGUUCAGCUCGCACAGCGGUUUCAAGUGCCCCAUCUGCUCCAAAUCUGUGGCUUCCGAUGAAAUGGAAAUGCACUUUAUCAUGUGUCUGAGCAAGCCCCGGCUCUCCUACAACGACGACGUGCUGACGAAGGACGCGGGCGAAUGUGUCAUCUGCCUGGAGGAGCUCCUGCAAGGGGACACGAUAGCUCGCCUUCCCUGCCUGUGCAUUUACCACAAAAGUUGUAUAGAUUCCUGGUUCGAAGUGAACAGAUCCUGCCCGGAACACCCUUCAGAUUGACCCUGGUGAUGUUCGCUGACCUUUCCCAAGGUCCCCUCCACCAUCCAUCCUUCCCACGUACCCCUUCCCCUCCUCACGAGCUCUGGAACCUGGAACCAACGGGGAUGAGAGUAGGGGGCUCGUGUUGACGCCUCAACUCAAGCCAGGGCAGGCGAGACCCCUGGAGAGGAGCUGCUGCCUUUGAGGGCCGGAUCGUGGCCACCACCAGCCCGGGAAAGAGAGCAGUGCUGCAGCGUCGGCGACCGGCUGCCGCCCCCCCUCCCCGCGCGCCAUGAUGUUUGUUUGGCCGGACCUGCCCGGCCGCGAGCCAAACGGAGCCUGAGAGUCCCUGCUGUCCGGCCCUGCGCCCGCCCGGUGGGUACACCGGUGUCCUGACAGGGCGGAGGCGGGGGACCCCAUCUCUCUCUCCCCCUCAGAACAGGAAGGGGGGCCCUCCCACUCUGCUCAGCCACAACCUGCGGAAGGAAAGGGCAUUUCCUGUUUCUCGAAGGCGUUGUAGGUUUGUCUUUCAAGUGUUUACAAAACAGCCAUUUCGUGUCAACUGAUGUUUGUUCCUGGUGAUGUUUACAAGACUGCUUCCUCUCGGCCUCGUGGCUCCAACCCCUGCCGGGGGCUAGAGCUGAAGACCCCUAGGCCUCUCUCCCUGCGCCCCCGGCCUUGCCCAGGGGACAGCCCGCCUCAUUGCCAAAAGUCCCCCGGCUUUUCCUUCCUCUUGGUCUCGGUUUGAACUCCCCACUCCGGGGCAGCUUUGGGGGCAUCCCGAAUGGUGGUUGCCAUUCCCAAGUGUGCUGCCACAAUGCCCGAAACUCUCUCAGCCCUGUGUGGAAAAUAAGCAGCGAUUUUUCUUAACACACACACACACACACCCCUCACCGAUCCACAUUUGAGCACGAACGGAGACAGAUCCAGCCAUGGGAAAAGCCCCUGCUUCCACCCAGCAGGAAAGGUAUCUGUAUUUAUAUAGUUAAAAAAAAACUUUAAAAAUUACAAAAAAAAACAUUCAAAGCUUGGGAAGAGAUACUUCCCCUAUUAGUCAAGGUGUUUUGAUAUGGUAUUAAAUAAUGUUCAAUAAAAUAGUCACUGUUAUUUUA